Molecule: messenger RNA, 207 nt
Organism: Brenthis ino (lesser marbled fritillary)
Lineage: Eukaryota; Metazoa; Arthropoda; Insecta; Lepidoptera; Nymphalidae
Source: the annotation of a GenBank genome assembly
AUGAGGCGCGGAGCUGCGGUCGUGGACCGACGCGCGCCCUAUCAAUGGACGCUAGGUACCCGGUCGAGGUCGGCAUUCAUUCACGACGGCCGCGUUAAUGGCGCUCGAGCCGGGCGCCUUCGUUCAGCCGUCGUCGCCCACGUGCGCGAGAAAAUGGCGCGGCGUCGCGACGGCAAAGGGAGGCGCGCGAAAACUGGCGUGCAAGUG